CCGGCCCCGGGCCCCGCACGGCCGGCGAGGGCGGCGCCGCCAUGGGGAACCUGGGGCUGCAGCGGGUGGACGAGAGCGUGGCCGCCAGGCACCCGGUACGGCCGGGGCGGGCUCCGCCGGGCGGGGGAGGCCCCAGCACUCGGCCCCCAGCGGCGGGUGGCCUUGGCUGGUAUCCUGCUCGCGGUCCCUGGGCUUUGGCAGGCAGCGGAGCCGCUUUCGCCGUGCAGAAGCUGGUGAACAAGAAGCUGCCGUACGCCCUCCAGUACAACCUGCUGCUGUCCGUGGCUGCAGGAUCCCUUGCCAGCUAUAUGGUGACCAAAGCAGAGACACAGAAAUGCUCUGACUUCUGGAUUUACCUGGAGACGGGCAAGUCCCCACAGGAGCAUACCAUGGCCGAUGGGCUGUCUCAACCUACAGAAAGUCUCAGCCCAGAGGAUGCAGAGAGAGUUGCACCACCUGUGAGGAGGAACAAGUACGGAGAUAUUGUGGAGUAGCCAGUGCAGCACAGUGUGCUACGCCUGUGUCCUGCUGCUGCUGUCUUCACCCCUUCCUGUUUUCCUGAUGUGCCUGUGCUGCAUGGGAGUUGUCUGUAGUACUGCCAGGGAGUUUAGAUAAGUCAGUGGUGCAGUGCAUGCAUGUUGGAGACCUGAGACUCUCAGGUGGUUUGUGUGUGAGCAUUGCACAUGGCAAAUGUAAUAAAAGUCAAGAGCUCAAAGUGCA
This is a messenger RNA of Anas platyrhynchos (mallard), 720 nucleotides long. RefSeq names its product transmembrane protein 141 (gene TMEM141). NCBI's taxonomy places the organism in Eukaryota, Metazoa, Chordata, Aves, Anseriformes, Anatidae. The record is from RefSeq and is a predicted model, not a curated record.